Messenger RNA from Habropoda laboriosa, 906 nucleotides. RefSeq lists its product as uncharacterized. The coding region runs from base 61 to 906 and encodes 281 amino acids. Lineage: Eukaryota; Metazoa; Arthropoda; Insecta; Hymenoptera; Apidae. The record is from RefSeq and is a predicted model, not a curated record. The transcript is spliced from 2 exons.
GCGUCAGUGCGGUUCACAGAAUUAUUCUUCACGGAAAUCUGAAGCUCGAGAAUAAUCAGGAUGCACGCGGUUGGAUUGCACUCGGCGCUGGCCAUCAAGCGUCAGAGAAAACGCCGGGACGAGCAGCGUCGUGCCUGCGAGCGUCGUUAUAGCGCGCAAUCAGGCGAGAGCGGCCUGACGUCGCCCAGGGCUUCGACCGGUUCCUUGGACCAUCAUCCGAAGCAUCAUAAAACCGGACAUGGGAGACCCGCGGCUGGCCCGGGAAUGUUGGAUACGAAGAUGGUCACGUCGGUGGGGAUGCUUCACAUGGGCGUGGUUUUCCUGGUGCUUGGCGCUUUCCUUCUGAUGAGCGGCCUCUUGCCCGGUGAUCUUGUCACCGGUGGCUGGUGGGAGGUGUCCAUAGGCUCGUUCUCUAUCUUCUUGGGGAUCUUCCUCAUGAUUCUGAACAAAGUGAUCGCGAGGAAAGAGGAGAACGACUUGGAGGAGUACGUGCAGAGGCAGCUGACGAGGACCAGGUCCGGUCACAGGUUGGAGAGGGACGUGGAAACCGGUGGACUGACCACUAAGCACGCUAGAAGAGCGAGACAGAUGCAGCAGGCUGUUUCCAGCGAAUCUAUCGAGACACAGAACGAAAAAGAGGCGGAAUCACCGCCUGUGAAUCCUUCGCCUGCUUACUCGCCACCGCCGACAAUGAACGGCGAUCAUCAGGCUGUUCAGUCGGCCCUCUAUCUGGAACAGAUCACCGAAGAGGAGAUCAUCAGCGACCGUGUGGAAACGUCUACCACCAACAGUCUGAGCCCUGGCUCGCCGAGCGAGACCAGGGAAUUAUUGCAGAACCCUCGCUAUUCGAAGCAGAAUGGAAAUCCUCAGCAGGUUCAUCGGCCGCUUUACGUGUCUAGGAUCUAG